AUGAGCGAUCUCAACUGGUGCACCUACUGCGACAACGCUGUCAACUCCUUCUCUAAUUCUCUUUACUGCUCGGAAGAAUGUCUUCGUGCCGACGCAUUAAAUCAUCAUCCUCUACUUGGCUACGACUGGCAAGAGUUCAAGGAUUUCCCUCGUUCAUCUUCAUCAUCAUCAGCAUCCUCAAUGGCUUCACCGGGCCUAUGUUCAUCGGCAUCAUCAGUCGCCUCUGCGUCUCCGUCGCUAUCACCCGUCCCAUCCUAUACACUGCCAUCCCCG
Zychaea mexicana is the source of this 273-nucleotide messenger RNA. RefSeq lists its product as uncharacterized. The annotation marks the transcript as partial. The transcript is spliced from 2 exons. The record is from RefSeq and is a predicted model, not a curated record. Lineage: Eukaryota; Fungi; Mucoromycota; Mucoromycetes; Mucorales; Lichtheimiaceae.